Molecule: messenger RNA, 1146 nt
Organism: Rhododendron vialii
Lineage: Eukaryota; Viridiplantae; Streptophyta; Magnoliopsida; Ericales; Ericaceae
Product: hydroxycinnamoyltransferase-like
Exons: 5
Coding region: 1-1146 (381 amino acids)
Molecular function (GO): acyltransferase activity, transferring groups other than amino-acyl groups
Source: RefSeq, a predicted model, not a curated record
AUGCAACGGACGGUUGCAUUCAAUCCGUACCGUCGGUUGCAUCGUGGUUCGAAUGCAUGCAUCGGGUACCACUCUCCGGCUCUCUCGCUCUCGGAGCUCCUGUGCUCCUACCCACCGGUCACGGGUCAGUUGGCUGCCCAACAACCGGCGGAGGAGAGUCACGGUGGUGGUGGCGGUGACAACUUAUGGUUAGUGAAGUGCAACGACGCUGGUGUUAGAAUGUUGAGGGCAAAGGUGGGGGCCACGCUUGAUGAGUGGCUCGGAUUUGGUAGUGGGUCCGAUGAGAGAGAUCUGACGGUGUGGGGGGACAUGCCUGAUGAUCCAAGUAUAUUGUCGCCGUUUUGCAUCCAGAUAAGUGAUUUUGAAGGAGGAGGGCUAGCAAUAGGACUAAGCUGCAGCCACAUGCAUGCAGACCAAACUUCUGCAACACUGCUAGUCAAGUCAUGGGCUCAGCUCCAACGAGGCGAACCCAUUUUGCAACCUCCAGUCUUUCACCAGUUCCCAACACCAGAUUCCAAACCAUCUCCGAAAACCAACACUAUGCUGUCGAAAUUUUACGCAAGCAAGCCCAAAGACCGUGUUCCUAAACGACAAAUGGCGACUGCCACUUUCAGAUUUCCCGAUGCAAAGAUGAAGCAAUGCCUUUCUGAUAUCCAUAUGGAAUGCCCUGAUGCCACCUCAUUUGAUGCAGACUCCAGGAAGCUCAUCCAUCUGCCUCUGCCUAUCGGGUAUUUUGGCAAUGCAUUACAUUUCUCACGACUGUCGUGGGAUACAGAAGCAUUACAGAGUUGGGGGUUGGAACGCGUGGCGGGGAUAGUGCAUAACCAUGUGGCGAGUGUCGAAGAAGAGCUGGGCUCGGUUAUGGAUUGUUUCGAACGGGAGAAAGUAGAGGAGCUGGAGCGAUACGAGCAACCGUUUGUGAUGUAUGGCCCUGAACUAACAUGCAAGGACGAGAAGCCGGUCCACGUGUCGUAUCAUGUUGGCAAUGUGGAAGGGGAAAGGUUAAUUACAGUCAUGCCCUCACCGGAAGGAGGUCUAGGUCGGACCGUGACAGUGACACUGCUAGUGGAUCAGAUUGCUAAGCUGUGCGAGGACGAAGCUGUAUUGGACUUGGACCCAACUAUGCCAAUGAACGGAAAAAGAUGA